Molecule: messenger RNA, 1407 nt
Organism: Fusarium fujikuroi IMI 58289
Lineage: Eukaryota; Fungi; Ascomycota; Sordariomycetes; Hypocreales; Nectriaceae
Exons: 2
Coding region: 1-1407 (468 amino acids)
Cellular component (GO): membrane
Molecular function (GO): glycosyltransferase activity
Source: RefSeq, a predicted model, not a curated record
AUGUUCACUACUUACAGGGACAACCGAAUUCUCCCAGUUUUCAUUAUCGCCACAUGUCUAGUGCUGUACUACUCCCUUCUCAAUUCAUCCGUGGAAAGGUUUGGUGCAAGGAGACUUCCCGUGAAUUCACAAUCUGAGCCGGCAACACAGUUGGUUUUGGAGCCCUCCCACCAAAGUCAGCAAACGCAGCCUGGUGGUCAUGGAAAACUAGAGGGCCAUGAUGUUCUCUUGAUCUUGAAGACUGGUGGGACAUCGAUGUACCACCGUCUGCUCAUUCACUUGGUCACCAGUCUUUCACCAGAGCGAGUCAACCCGGAAAACGUUGUGAUAUACUCGGAUUAUGAAGAGACGAUGGGCAACUUUACAACCAUUGAUGUUCUCAAAAACAUGACGGAAGCCACCAAGUCGCAUCCAGAUUUCGACGUCUACCAUGCGGUGCCUCAGUACGUUAAGAAUAAUGUCUACAUUGAGCAUGCUAAUAUAGAAGGCGACCAUGAAGGUCCUGUGGGCGGCUGGGUAAUUGACAAGUAUAAGUUUCUGCCCAUUAUGGACCACGCCGGCAAGAACUGGCCCCACGCACGCUGGUAUGUCUUCAUGGAGGACGAUGCAUAUAUCUUCCUGCCUAAUGUACUGGACUAUCUGUCAUCCUUUGACUGGAAGGCACCACAUUACCUUGGCAGCUCAGCCUUCAUCGCCAACGUGACUUUCGCACAUGGAGGUUCUGGCUUCGCGCUCUCACGGGGUGCGUGGGAGAUGUCGUUCGGGAAGAACCCGCGGCUCGUUGAGGACUUUGCCGAAUACACCCGUCAGCACGGCUGUGGCGAUCACAUCCUGGGACGUGCACUGAACAAAUAUGGAAUCCGUUUCGGGGAAAAUGGCGGUGACGAGAAGUUCACUUGGGGGUUCAAUGCGGUGGUGCACUGGAAGUUCGGUUUCAGGAGUGAGAACUGGUGCAAGCCUCUUUUGUCGUGGCACAAGGCGCACAGCAGGGAUAUAGCGAGAUACUACGAGCUGGAGAAGAACUGGAACUUCAAAAGGCCCAUGCUAUUCAAAGAUUUCUUCAAGAAGAUCAUCGCUCCAGAUUUGGGCAAGAGACGAGAAUGGUGGGACAAUAUGUCCAGUCUCUUCGCUAUUACUUCUGCCAACACGAAUUCACCUCCUGCUCCGCAGUCCAAGUACAAUCGCAGUCUUUGGGCCAACGCCUGGAAGUCUGUGGAUGCGUGCGAAGCAGCUUGUAAGUCGUGGGUCGAGUGUAUGCAGUGGAGCUACUAUGAUGACUUGUGCCGUAUGGACGACAAGCUAAUUAUGGGGUCUGGAUUUGCACCUGGCAUGUUUCAGAGGAAGACAAGACUGCUGAUUACGAGUGGGUGGCUACUACAUAGAAUCAAGAAUUGGGAGUGCAACUAG